AGUUGACCCCCGGGAUUUGUUUGAUUGUGAAAGUCGUUGGCGGAAGCACAUCCCGUGCGCCGUCGAGGGCGGGCACUCGUUCCGGCGUGCGCACUUGAUGGCCGGCCGCAGAUGUCGCUUGCUGUGUGUUGACUCGUCGUCUUGUCGAACGCCACGGCGUGAUGUAAAGCGAUGCUGUGCCUGCAAGAUGGCUCCGGUCCCGCUGCGUUACUUCUGCUGCGGCUGCGUGGUGACGUCGGCCGCGUGGACCGUGCUCCUCUUCCUCUACUUCUCAUCGACGGCCGAGCCGGGCCUCGGCAGGACCCCCGUCGGGCCGCGUCACCGGAACGUCGGCAAGGAACCGGCCCGGCGAGGGGCCGACGACGUGAGGGCCGCCGUCGGGCUCUCGCCGGAAAUGGGUAUGAUCUUCAAUGAGGCCGACCAGGAAGUGCGAGACGCUGGCUACCAUCAACACGCCUUCAACGUGCUCAUCUCGCGCCGCAUCGGUCCUCACCGCCAGCUGCCCGACACCAGAGACCAGAGGUGCGGUGACGAGGCCUACCCUGACCAUUUGCCAUCUGCCAGCGUGAUCAUCUGCUUCUUCAACGAGGCCAUCUCCGCUCUCACCAGGACCGUCCACAGCGUGUUGGACCGGACCCCCGCCCACUUCCUCCACGAGAUCAUCCUGGUGGAUGACCACAGCGAGCUUGUCGAGCUGAAGGAAGACCUGGACAGAUACGUCCGAGAACAGCUGCCCCGGAACGUGAAGGUAGUCCGGAACCAGAGGAGGGAAGGCCUCAUCCGAGGGCGCAUGAUCGGAGCCAACCACGCCACCGGUGAGGUUCUGGUUUUUCUGGACAGUCACUGCGAGGUAAACCAGGUGUGGUUGCAGCCCCUGUUGGCGGCCAUCCGGGCAGAGCGCCACACGGUGGUCUGUCCCGUCAUCGACAUCAUUUCUGCCGACACGCUGGCCUACUCGCCGUCCCCGGUGGUCCGUGGCGGCUUCAACUGGGGGCUGCACUUCAAGUGGGACCCGGUGCCCGCCGCCCAAGUGGCCGGGCCUCGGGGCGCCAUCGCCCCCAUCAGGUCUCCCACCAUGGCAGGCGGUCUGUUUGCCAUGGACAGGAAGUACUUUGGCGAGCUGGGCCAAUAUGACGCUGGCAUGGACAUCUGGGGCGGCGAGAACCUGGAGAUCUCCUUCAGGAUUUGGAUGUGUGGUGGGCAGCUGCUGAUCAUCCCGUGUUCCCGCGUCGGUCACAUCUUCCGGAAAAGGCGACCUUAUGGCUCCCCGGGCGGCCAUGACACGAUGGCCCACAACUCCCUGCGCCUUGCUCACGUCUGGAUGGACGACUACAAGGAGCACUUCCUAUCCUUGCGUCCCGAGCUGCGUGAGCGCGGCUUCGGCGACGUUAGCGAGCGUUCGGCACUGAGGAAACGUCUGCAAUGUCGCUCGUUCCACUGGUACCUGGACAAUGUGUACCCCGAAAUCAACAACAAGCUGCAGGCACCACCGUUGCUUAGCAACAAGAAGGCUGCACGACCCCGUGUGCUGCGCAGAGGACGGCUGCAGAAUGUGGCCAGCGAACGAUGUUUGGUGGCACAGACACGAGUCAGCCAGAAGGGUGGUGCAGUCGUGCUGAGAGCCUGUGACCACAGCGACCCCGAACAGGAGUGGACGUAUGACGACGAAGGUCAGCUGAUCCUGUCUAGCCUGCUGUGUCUGGACGUGUCAGAGGUCAGGACCUCUGACCCGCCCAGACUCAUGAAGUGUCACGGGUCAGGGGGGUCACAGCAGUGGAGCCUGGGGAAGUCUGCGCGUGUGUACCAGGUGUCUGUUGGUCAGUGCCUGUCCGCCGUGCAGCAGCUGGGAGUCAAAGGUCACGUUACCAUGGCGAUAUGCGACGCCUCGCAGCCGCAACAAUGGCAGAUGGAGGAUGGCGGAGCUUGACAUGGUCAUGUGACAAUCCACUCAUUUUUAAGAUGAUUUUAUAUAUAUAUUUUUAUUUUUAUUGCUUUAUCUUUCAUAAUAAUGACCUUUGACCCUGGCAUGGAAGGGUUCUUGUAAAUAUAUUAAGUUUAUUCCUCACCUGUGAUUGGCUCAAAUCUGGUGUGAGGUCCUGCAGACCUGACAGGACUAAACACACACACGCGCACACACGCAUACACGCAUACAUGCACCCAGAGGUGUCAAUCACGCAAUGUUUUGUCAAAUGAAACGCAUCAAUAAAGUUUGUCUGGAUUCUUUGAAUGUGAA
Molecule: messenger RNA, 2233 nt
Organism: Phyllopteryx taeniolatus (common seadragon)
Lineage: Eukaryota; Metazoa; Chordata; Actinopteri; Syngnathiformes; Syngnathidae
Gene: galnt11
Product: UDP-N-acetyl-alpha-D-galactosamine:polypeptide N-acetylgalactosaminyltransferase 11 (GalNAc-T11)
Biological process (GO): regulation of Notch signaling pathway
Cellular component (GO): Golgi apparatus
Molecular function (GO): Notch binding
Source: RefSeq, a predicted model, not a curated record